AUGUGUAUUACUGCUCAUUUUAUUGAUGCUGACUGGAAUUUGACUAAGAGGAUUUUGAAUUUUGUUCCAAUAUCUAGUCACAAGGGGAGGGAUAUUGGAAUAGAAAUUGAGAAGUGUUUGCUUGAAUGGGGAAUUGAUAGAGUGUUUACUAUUACGGUAGACAAUGCUGCUUCUAAUGAUGUUGCUUUAUUGUACAUGAAAGAAAAAAUUUCUAAUUGGGGCUUUUCUAUCAUGAAGUGUCAGUUUUUACACAUGAGAUGUGUUUCUUACAUUGUAAAUUUGAUUGUUGUUGAUGGGUUGAGAUUAAUAAGGAGUUAUGUGAAGAGAGUUAGGGAGGCUAUUCAGUUUGUUAGGCAAUCUGCCCUUAGGAUGAAAAAGUUUAAAGAGAGUUGUGAGGAUGAGAAGAUUCAAAGUAAGAGCCUUUUGACUCUAGAUGUCUCUACUAGGUGGAACUCUACUUAUUUAAUGUUGGAGAGUGCUCAAAAAUUUGAGGUAGCUUUUAAGAGGUUUGAGGACAAAGACCCUUACUUUCGCAUUGAUCUUGAACAAGGGGAGGGGGUGCCUGAUGCUGCUGAUUGGAGGAAUGUUAGAAGGAUGGUGAUGUUUUUGAGUCAUUUUUAUGAAAUGACUUUGCGUGUGUCUGGUGCUUUUUAUGUUACAUCCAAUAGCUUGUUUUAUGAGAUUUACAUGAUAUAUCGCCUUUUGGAUGAUUUUGAGCUAUCAUCAAUGGCUUUUAAAAUGAAAGAAAAAUAUGACAAGUAUUGGGGAGAUCCUUUAAAGAUGAACCAACUCAUUUAUAUUGCUGCUAUUCUAGAUCCUCAAUAUAAGUUGGAAUGGGUUCAAUUUGCUCUUUGUAAAAUGUUUAAUGAUGAAGGUGAAAAUUUGGCAAAGCAAGUGAAGGAUGUUUUCAUUGCUUUAUAUCAUGAAUACAAAGAACAUGUCUCUCCCUCUAAGCAAUCUGAAAAGGAGCAGCUUGUGGAUGAAAUCCAAGCUAAUUUUUGUGAUAAGGAUGACCUUGCUAUGAAGGAAAUUGAAAUAGAUAGACCUAACUUUGAUAUAUUGGGCUGGUGGAAAUUGAAUGGUCCUAGAUUUCCCAUUCUUUCAAGGUUGGCAAGUGAUGUUUUGACAAUACCAAUAUCCAUAGUUGCUUCAGAAUCUACAUUCAGCACUGGAGGACAUGUUUUGGAUGCAUUUAGGAGUUCUUUAACUCCUAAAGUUGUGCAAGCCCUUAUUUGUGCUGAAGAUUGGCUUCGUCACUCCAUUCUUAUGGUUGUGGAAGAGAAAUUAGAUGAUAUUCAAAGGAUUGAAAGAAUGCCUGGUGGACUGUUGGUUCUUGUUGCUGUCUUCUUCUAG
This is a messenger RNA of Prosopis cineraria, 1353 nucleotides long. Its product is annotated as zinc finger BED domain-containing protein RICESLEEPER 2-like. NCBI's taxonomy places the organism in Eukaryota, Viridiplantae, Streptophyta, Magnoliopsida, Fabales, Fabaceae. Gene Ontology annotation, molecular function: protein dimerization activity; DNA binding. Bases 1 to 1353 code for a protein of 450 amino acids. The record is from RefSeq and is a predicted model, not a curated record. The transcript is spliced from 3 exons.